Molecule: messenger RNA, 4066 nt
Organism: Oryctolagus cuniculus (rabbit)
Lineage: Eukaryota; Metazoa; Chordata; Mammalia; Lagomorpha; Leporidae
Source: RefSeq, a predicted model, not a curated record
UUGGGGCACAGACCCUGGGGCCCCACAGGGCGGGUCGGGGGCGGUUUCGGGCUGGAGUAGGCACGCCCUCGGGGAGACCCGCGGGGGACGGAGCUCCCAGCUGAGGCCGGCGGUUGGGGAGUGAGCAGCAGACGCGCGAGGGUGCGUUCACGCCGGCCGGGGCCUGGGGCUCCUCGCGGCUCAGCGGCGUCCCCGCCCCGCGCAGGCAUCUCGUCGCCUGUGAAAAAGACAAAGAUGGACAAGUCGCCAUUCAAUAGCCCCUCGCCGCAGGACUCGCCGCGCCUGUGCAGCUUUACGCAGCACCACCGGCCCGUGAUCGCAGUGCACAGCGGUGAGCGCGAGGCGGGGCGGGGGCUGGGCGGGGGCCAGGGACAGAGCGCACACACAGGCGCGGGGCGGGGCCGGGGCCAGGGUCGAGCGCUGGGCCCACGCCCCGCUCUGACCGCCCCGCCGCGUAGGCAUCGUCCGGAGUCCACACCCGUCCUCCGCCCUGCACUUCCCCACCACGUCCAUUCUGCAGCAGACAGCGUCCACCUACUUCCCGCAAAGGGCCAUCCGCUACCCGCCGCAUCUCAACCCUCAGGACCCGCUCAAAGAUCUCAUGUCGCUUGCCUGCGACCCGGCCAGCCGGCAGCCUGGUCCGGGCCAGGACUGAAGCACGCGCGCCUGCCCCUCCCCCGGCCCCGACUGCCCAGGUCCAGAUGAUUUGACCAUUGCUGCAAGUGUGGUGUUGAAGCCCUCAACCAUCAUUGUAUUGCAGUUCAUGUAUACCAGUUUGGGCCACAGCUGCUCAACUUCUGAUCCAGCUCCCUGCAAAUGGGCUGGGAAAAGCAGUGGAAGAUGAUUCAAGUUUAGAGGUCCCGUCACCCACAUGAGAGACCUGGCUCCUGACUUCUGCCUGGCCCAGCCCUUGGCCAUUGCAGCCAUCUGGGGAGUAAGCCUUUUCUCUCUUUCUCUCUGUAACUCUGCCUUUGAAAUAAAUAAAUAAAUCAUAAAAGUAUCAUUUUAAUAUAUGUGUGAAGACUUGUUUCUGGUGAUUCUGUUCUGCUUCAUUGGUCUAUAUGUCUAUUCUUAUAAGCAUCACACUAGGCUUGUAGUAAGUUUUGAUAAUGGAAACUGUGAAACUCAUAAUUGUCUUCAGGAAUAUUUGGAUAUUCAGAGUCCCCCAAGAUUCCAUGUUAAUUUUAACAUGGAUUUUUCUAUUUUUGGAUAAAAUAUUGAUAUUUUCACAGGAAUUGCAAUAUAUCUGUAGAUCAUUUUGGAUAAUAUUAAUAUCUUAACAAUGUUCAGUUUUUAAAAAUAAGCAGAAUUUUUUAUUUUUACAUGGAUCCUCUUUCAUUUCUUUUAUCAGAUAUCUUUGAUUAAGCUACAACUUUAAUAGAUUUGAAAAAAUAUUGGGGGCUGGCAUUGUGGUGCAGUGGGUUAAUCUGCCACCUGUAACACCAGCAUCCCAUAUGAGGAACAGUUCUAGACCCAGCUGCUCCACUUCCAAUCCAGUUCCCUGCCAAUGCACCUGGGAAAGCAGUGGAAGAUGGCCUAUGUGCUUGCAUCCUUGCCACCCACCGGAAGCUCUUGGCUUCUGGCUCUUGGCUUCUGCCUUUGGCAUAGCCCAACAUCAGCCAUUACAACCAUUUGGUAGGUGUACCAGUGGUUGGAAGAUCUCUCUGUGUCUCUCUUCCUUUUCUCCCUCUUUCUGUAACUCUGCCUUUCAAAUAAAUAAAUAAAUCUUUAAUUAAAAGGGAAGAAAAAUUAUGAUUCUCACUAAAUUUUCCUUGGUAAAAUAUACUUACUGCUCAUAAAACCAUAUUACAUUCAUAUUACUAGGCAAGGAACUUAAUAUUGUUAUGUUAUAAUGAAAGUUAAAAUUUUCUAUUCCAUUUCUAAUAGUGUAAAUAUUUCUACAUGUAGCCCAUAUAAAGAAUCCUUUACCCAGAGUGCAGUGAAACAUCACAGGUUAAGGACGCAGUCACCACAAGACUUGUUUCACUGCUGUAACUAGCCCACAGUUCAAGAGUUCCCAUGGACGUCUUCAGUUCUGACUAUCCUUUCCUUAUUUUUUUUUAUUUUUUAAAGAUUUAUUUACUUAUUUGAAAGGCAGAGUUACAGAGAGGCAGAGGCAGAGAGAGGGAGAAUGCUUCCAACCAAGGGUUCACUCCCCAAAUGGCUGCAACAGCUGGAGCUGGGCCGAUCCAAAGGCAGGAGCUUCUUCCAGGUCUCCCAUGCAGGUGCGCGGGCCCAGGGACUUGGGCCAUCUUCUACUGCUUUCCCAGGCCUUAGCAGAGAGCUGGGUGAGAAGUGGAACAGCUGGGUUUCGAACUGGCACCUGUAUGGGAUUCCAGCAUUGCAGGUGGCAGCUUUACCCACUAUGUCACCACUCCAGCCCCAACUAUCUUUUCAACAGAUACUCUUGAAGCAUUUGAAUAUAUACAAUGUGAAACCCCCACCUCAGCUCAACACCUGAGGUUCUGGUGAGUAGGUCAUCUGACGCUUUGGUGUAGAGUUUUAAUUAGGGCUCAACCACAUGCUGACCACCUGCUGCCUUUAGUCUCCAUCCCCUCCUGAAGGUUUGAACUAACACCUUCAGUCUCCAGUUACUCAGGGGUUGGAAGCGACUGGGCAUGUUCCAAAGGCCCCAACACAAAUCACAGUGGUGGACUGCCAGGGGGUAAACUCCCAGGCAAAGAUCCCAGCAGGCAGCACAUUCUAGGAGACCACUACCCAGCAGCAAAGGACAAAGGUCAGAUUUCCAUUUUUCCUUUAGAUAGAUGAUACCACAUAUGGGUUUUAUUUGCAUUUUCCUGAUGGCUAGUGAUAGUGAGCAUUUUUUCUGUAUGUUUGUUGGUCAGUUGUGUUUCUGCUUUGAGAAAUAUUUAUUCAGAUCCUAUACCUACUUCUUACCUGUACUUUUUCUUGCUGUUGUUGGUGGUGGUGAGUUUUUUUUAAUUUUUUAUUCUGGAUGCUAAUCCUUUGUCAGAAGAACAGUAUUCAAUGUUUUCUCUCAUUCUUGUGGUUGUCUCUAUACUAUGUUUAUUGUUUCCUUUGACCUCAGAAAAUUUUUUUUUAUUCCAUUUGCCUGUUUUUUUUUUUUUUUUUUACUUUGAUUGAUUGUACUUUGGAGGUGCUUCAAAAAUGCCUUUGCCUGUACUGACAUCUUUUUUUUUUUAGAAUUUUUUUUAUUUGACAGGUAGAGUUAUAGACAGUGAGAGAAAGACAGAGAAAAGGUCUUCCUUCCAUUGGUUCACUCCCCAAAUGGCCACUAUGGCUGGUGCUGUGCUGAUCCGAAGCCAAGAGCCAGGUGCUUCCUCCUGGUCUCCCAUGCGGGUGCAGGAGCCCAGACACUUGGGCCAUCCUCCACUGCCCUCCCGGGCCACAGCAGAGAGCUGGACUGGAAGAGGAGCAGCCAGGACUAGAACCCGGCACCUAUAUGGGAUGCUGGCGCCACAGGCAGAGGAUUAACCAAGUGAGCCACAGCGCCGGCCCCUGUACUGAUAUCUUCAAGUGUUCUCCUUAGGUUUUCUUCUAGAAGUUUCAUAGUUUCAGGUCUUACAUUUAGGGCUUUAAUCCAUUUUGUGUCAGUCUUUGUAUGGUGUGAAACAUAGAGGUCAAAUUUCAAUUUUCUGCAUGUGAGUGUUCAGUUUUAUCAGCACCAUUUAUUAAAGAGACUCUCUUUUCUCCAAGGUGAAUCUGAUGAUAUCACAUAGCUGAGAUGUGUGGACGUAUCUCCAGGAUCUCCAUUCUGGUACAUAUGUCCAUUUUUAUGCCAGUACCAUGCUGUUUUAGUAUAGUAUAGUAUAGUAUAGUAUAGUAUAGUAUAGUAUCCUCAUUUCAAACAUUUCAAAUGGUAUGAUUCUACAUGCAGAAAAACCUAAUGAUUCCACCAAAAGACUGCCAGCACUGAUAAACCAAUUUAGUAGUAUUUCAGGAAACAAAAUCAACUUUCAUAAAUCAGUAGCACUUAUAUGAACCAAUAAUGAACUUGCUGAGAAGGAAAUUAUAGGCACUGUGGCACAAUGGGCUAAAGCACUGACCUUAAGGGCCAGCAUUCCAUAUGGGCACUGGUUCUAGU